AUAAUAUCUGACUCAAGGUUGGUAGUAGAUGGUAUGACAAAAUGGCUAAAGCAUUGGGAAGAUAUUGCAUGGCUAAAUGUUGAUAACAAAGAGUUAUGGAUGAACAUAGCAAAUGAUAUAAGGAAACAACCGUACUCAACGGCCUUUAAAUGGAUAAAAGGACAUGUUGGGAUACAUGGAAAUGAAGAAGCUGAUAAAUUAGCAGAUGAAGGAGCCAACAAACCAGGUCCUGCUGAUAAUCUGAAUCUCCAACAAGAACAUGAACUAAAGUACGUUCACAAAAGUGCAAGAUUACAAGCCUUGACGCAAAAAUAUGCAUAUGAACUAAUAAGACAAUGGAAUACAAAGAAGCCAAGAAACAAAAAAAAGGAGCUAAACAUUAAAACUGCCCAAAAGGCAGUAAGGGACUACACAAGUCUAAAACCAAGAGAGCAAGACAUAUGGAUGGGUCUUCAACUCAAAGAAAUCCCAAACAUUAUCAGUGAUUUCAUAUGGAAAAUAAUCCACGACAGGAUUAAAUGCGGAAACUACUUUGCAAACAUGUCAUCUCCUGAAUGGAAGGAGAAACAGUACUGCGAAUGUGGAAAGAUUGAAACAAUAGAACACAUACUACUGAAGUGCAAACUAAACAAAGCCAGAACGACCUGGAAAGCACUUGAAGCCACAUGGAAAAACAUAGAUAAUAAAGGUUAUAAACUACCCAAAAUAACAAUGGGAAUAAUAAUGGGU
Messenger RNA from Lentinula edodes (shiitake mushroom), 729 nucleotides. RefSeq lists its product as uncharacterized. NCBI's taxonomy places the organism in Eukaryota, Fungi, Basidiomycota, Agaricomycetes, Agaricales, Omphalotaceae. The annotation marks the transcript as partial. Gene Ontology annotation, molecular function: RNA-DNA hybrid ribonuclease activity; nucleic acid binding. The record is from RefSeq and is a predicted model, not a curated record. The transcript has a single exon.